Molecule: messenger RNA, 1527 nt
Organism: Penicillium taxi
Lineage: Eukaryota; Fungi; Ascomycota; Eurotiomycetes; Eurotiales; Aspergillaceae
Exons: 2
Coding region: 1-1527 (508 amino acids)
Biological process (GO): transmembrane transport
Molecular function (GO): transmembrane transporter activity
Source: RefSeq, a predicted model, not a curated record
AUGGUAUUCUCUCGAGGCGAUGCUGCUGGAGACAAUGAAACGCUAGACCACAUUGAAACCAACAACAACGAUGUUGAACUUGUUACCUGGGAUGGACCAGAUGACCCGGAAAACCCUUUCAAUUGGUCUUUGCGCCAGAAAUGGGCCAUCACCGGGUUGGCAAUUCUUGCCACCUUUAUCACCAUAUUCAACGGCACCAUCAUCACAGUUGCUCAUGAUGCAACAAACGCAGCUUUUCACGUCUCCGAUGCCGGUUUUCCUAAUUCCUACUGGCCUGUGACAUCCUGGUCAAUGGGCGGCGCUUUUAGUUCGCUAUUUCUCCUUCCAUUGAUGGAAGAUUUUGGUGUAAGAGGGGUAUUCUUAUCCACCUGGGCAGUCUUCAUCUUGUUUGUCAUACCUCAGGCUGUCGCCCAGAACUUUGCUACAAUGAUUGUGACGAGAUUCUUCGCCGGCGGCUGUUGCUCCAUUUUGUCAAAUACUGCUGCAACAGUGAUUGGAAACAUAUGGCAAACCGAUCGAGAAAGAAAUUCCACUGUUCGUUUAUAUAUUGCGGCCUAUAUGGCUGGAAGUAGCAUCGGUCCUGUUAUUGGCGCACCCAUUUUCCAGUUUCUCUCAUGGAGAUGGAUUGGAUAUAUGCAGCUGAUCUGGUACGGAGCCUUUUUCCCUAUCUACAUCUUCUGGUUCAAGGAGUGUCGUGAAAUUGCUAUUCUUGGGAAGCGUGCCAAGGCAUUGCGACAGAAAGGAAGAUGCGCAUACACCCAACAUGAGCUUGACAGGGAGGGAACUUCUAUGCUUCAAAUUGUUGUUCGCAGUGCAUCACGGCCUAUGGUUAUGUUUUUCACCGAGGGUGUCCUUUUCAUCCUAGCCCUCUGGUCUGCUUUUACUGUUGGCACCCUGUACCUGUUCACACAGUCAGUUGAGCAGGUUUUUGCCGCGCUGUACGGUUGGUCACCAGCAGAUGCUGGGUAUAUCCAAUCAGCCAUCGUGAUUGGUCAACUCUUUGGCUUGGGAUUCGCCAUGUUCUCAGGAAAGAUUUACUUCAAUUCUGCCGCUCGUAACAAGGAGUGCCCAGGAACUCCUAUCCCAGAAGCACGAUUGUACUUGGCCGUUCUCGGAGGAAUCUUCGGAAUCUCUGGUGGCAUGUUUACAUAUGCCUGGACUUCAUAUGCCAGCUUCCCUUGGAUAGCACCUGCGAUAGGUCUCUCAAUGGUGGGUGCCGGUAGUAUUCUUGUUGUGGAAGGACUUUCCGGCUAUCUCAUGGAUGCUUAUUCCAACUACGCUGCUAGUGCAGUUGGUGCCUGUGUCACUGGCGAGAACAUCCUAUCGGCAUUCUUGCCUCUGGCUGCCGGGAGCAUGUACACAAACUUAGGGUUUCAGUGGGCUAGCUCACUUCUAGCUCUCAUUUCACUCAUUCUGUGUUUAGGACCGAUCCUAUUUGUGAUCUACGGAAAGGAAAUUCGGGCAAAAAGCCCUUUGAUGACGAGUGGCAUGAUGGAGAAGGCUAGAGAAAACACUGAGUCCGUCUGA